AUGAGCAAGGCCAAGCAGACCGUCUUCGCCGACCUCGAGCCUCAGCUCCACCCGCUCCUCCUUCGCGCCCUCUCGUCCCUCUCGUUCCCCGUCCCGACCCCGAUCCAGGCCACCCUCAUCCCGCUCGCGCUCGAGUCGAGCCGCGACAUCCUCGCCCGCGCACGCACCGGCAGCGGCAAGACCCUCGCCUACGCCAUCCCGCUCGUACAGGGCAUCCUCCAGCGCCGCGACCGCAACGAGCUCGACGGCACCCGCGCCCUCGUCCUCGUCCCGACCCGCGAACUCGCAGAGCAGGUCCGCGGCCAGCUCAACAAGCUCGUCGACGGCCUCGGACUCGGCGACCAGGACGGCGACCGCAUCCGCGUCGCCAACCUCCUCGCCGACCGCCCCGAGAUUGUCGUCGCGACGCCCUCGCGCGCGCUCGCCCAUCUUCGCGCCGAGACGCUGCACCUCGAGCACCUCGACUACCUCGUCAUCGACGAGGCCGACCUCAUCCUGUCGUUCGGCCACUCGAGCGACGACAUUCGCUCGAUCCUGUCGGGCCCGUGGGGCCUCCCCAAGGUGUACCAGAGCUUCCUCAUGAGUGCGACGUUGACGGGCGAGGUCGAGGAGCUCAAGGGCGUCGUCCUGAGGAAUCCGGUCGUGCUCAAGCUCGAGGAGGACGAGGACGAGCUCGCCAACCUGUCGCAGUACUGCGUCCGCUGCUCCGAGGAGGACAAGUUCCUGCUCUUAUACGUCAUCCUCAAACUCAAGCUCAUCAAGGGCAAGUGCCUCAUCUUCGUCAACGACACGGACCGCGGGUACCGCGUCAAGCUGUUCCUCGAGAAGUACGGCAUCAAGAGCGGCGUCCUCAACGCCGAGCUUCCCUUCAACUCUCGGUACCACGCCGUGCAGGAGUUCAACCGCGGCGUGUUCGACUACCUCAUCGCGACCGACGAGAGCGGCCUCGAGGGUCACGACCGGGAUACCAACGAGGAGGAGGAGGCACAGGUCGAGGCAGAGGGCUCGGGCAUGAUCACGACCCAGCCUUCUGCUGCGGGCGACAGCGACGCCGCCGCCGCCGCCGACGCGCCGACCGCCGCACCGGCCGCGUCCAAGAAGCGCAAGCGGUCCAAGGACGGCUCGGGCUCGUCUCGGCCGUCGACGUCCGAGUACGGCGUGUCGCGCGGCGUCGACUUUGUCGACGUCGCGUGCGUCAUCAACUUUGACCUGCCGUUCUCGUCGCGGUCGUACACGCACCGCGUCGGGCGCACGGCGCGCGCCGGCCGCACGGGCACGAGCCUGUCGUUCAUCGUGCCGCGCGACCAGUGGGGCAAGCAGAAGAAGAAUGACGUGAGCCUCGAGACGGCGCGGUACGACGAAAAGGUGUGGGCCCGCAUCGAGAAGGCGCAGCGGGCAAAGGCGCAGGAGAUCAAGGAGUACCGGUUCGACCUCAAGCAGGUCGAGGGCUUCCGGUACCGCAUGGAGGACGGCCUGCGCAGCGUCACCAAGGCGGCCGUCCGCGAGGCGCGCAUCAAGGAGAUCAAGAACGAGGUGCUCAACUCGGAAAAGCUCAAGGCCCACUUCGAGGACAACCCUCGCGACCUCGCCUUCCUGCGCCACGACAAGACGCUGCACCCGUCGCGCGUCCAGCCCCACCUCAAGCACGUCCCGGGUUACCUCAUGCCGCGCAUCGCCGCUGUCGGCGCCAACGACGCGGCUGUCGCGGCGGCGGCAUCGGCGGCGGGCCCGGGCGCGGCAGGCGACGGCGACGGCCCCGUGCUCGGCAACGUGCCGUUCCACAAGCCGGGCCGCGGCGGCGGCGCACGAGGAGGACGCGGCGGGCGCGGCGGAGCGAGGGGCGGCGGACGCGGUGGCGCAGGAGGUGGACGUGGCGGCAAGAGGCAGGAUCCGCUCAAGGGCGGCGCGUUCAAGUUCUCGGGCAAGAAGUGAGGGGCCUGAGCGCGAGGAGGCCGAGGAGGAGGGGCGACGACUUUCGCUGUAGCUCGCGCACGUGUUGUACGACUUGCGGCUCUCCCUCGG
Messenger RNA from Rhodotorula graminis WP1, 2022 nucleotides. RefSeq lists its product as uncharacterized. Gene Ontology annotation, cellular component: nucleolus. The transcript has 8 exons. Lineage: Eukaryota; Fungi; Basidiomycota; Microbotryomycetes; Sporidiobolales; Sporidiobolaceae. Bases 1 to 1932 code for a protein of 643 amino acids. Gene Ontology annotation, molecular function: RNA helicase activity; nucleic acid binding; ATP binding. The record is from RefSeq and is a predicted model, not a curated record.